UUUAAUGAUUUGACGUGUACAAAAGUAUAUAGUGAAUUAGUAUACCUAUAACUGUUUUAUUAUAAGAUUACAGUUAGAAUGGGUGCAGAUAAAAAUACAGAAAAUCUUGUAAUCAAAAUCAAUAAAUGGGAUGGAUCUGCAGUAAAGAAUGCAUUAGAUGAUGCAGUUAAGGAUGUACUUACAAAAAAAUACAAUUAUAUAGAAAACUUUGCUUUACUUGAUGGAAGAUUAGCUCUAUGUGGAAUUGCUGUAACAGUAGCAAUUGUUGCUCUUCUUUGUGAUUAUUUAUAUCCUUUUCCUGCAUCCAAACCAGUUUUAGCUAUUUGUGUUACAUUAUAUUUCCUGUUAAUAGGACUUCUUACUUUAUAUACAACAUACAAAGAAAAGGGUAUAUUUGUUGUAGCUAUUCAAAGGGAUCCUGCAGGUUUUAAUCCUGAUCUUAUUUGGGAAGCAAGUUCAUAUUUAAAAAGAUAUGAUGAUAAAUAUAAUCUUGUGCUAUCUGUUAGAAGUACUGCUACAGGAAAUGUGAAUGAAACUAGUGUUACAAAAUCUGUUGCAAAUUUUAUUGAUGUCAAUGGCGUUGUUAUUCCAGAAUUAAUAGAAAAUGUUGUGACAAAUAUGCAUGAUAGCUUAACUAUUCAACGUAAAGAAAAGUAGCAGAAAGAAUGAUAUUCAAUUGAAUAUGAUCAUUAUCUUUUUUUUAUAAUAUACAAAAAAUUGUUUUUUUUUUAUAUUUUGUGUAUUUCAUAUUGGUGUUAAA
Molecule: messenger RNA, 760 nt
Organism: Apis laboriosa (Himalayan honeybee)
Lineage: Eukaryota; Metazoa; Arthropoda; Insecta; Hymenoptera; Apidae
Gene: Spase25
Product: probable signal peptidase complex subunit 2
Exons: 3
Coding region: 79-657 (192 amino acids)
Biological process (GO): protein targeting to ER
Cellular component (GO): membrane; signal peptidase complex
Source: RefSeq, a predicted model, not a curated record